GCUCAAUUCAAUUCUUUCUUCAUUCACUACAAAAGAAACGAAAAGAUCAUGGCAAAGUUGUCCAGAUCAAACGGGAAGAAAAAGAAUGGCAUGAACCUCAAGACAAUGGUACAAAUGUUUCAAAAGAGUUUUUUAGCAGAUCAUCAGAGGUCAUCCCUGAAUGAUUUUGACGAGUUCGAGAACUCCAAGGAUGUGUCUAAUGACGUUAAAGAAGGGCAUUUCGCGGUGAUGGAGGUGGACAAUGAGAAGCGCAAGAGAUUGAUUCUUCCUCUAAGUUGUUUAAUGCACCCUUCAUUCUUAAGGCUGUUGGAAAAAGCUGCAGAGGAAUAUGGGUUCGAACAUGAAGGCGCACUCAUUCUUUCUUGCAGGCCAAUUGAAUUGGAGAGGAUUCUUGCCAAGCAAUAUAUUGGAAAAGUAGAUUGGAGUUCUUGUACAACUCAAGAGCUUUUAUGUUCAAAUUAAAUAUACAAGUGAAUAGAUCAGAUUGUCCAAUUUCAUUUUUUUUUGUUAGUUCAUACAAUUCAAUUUUGAUCCA
Ipomoea nil (Japanese morning glory) is the source of this 535-nucleotide messenger RNA. Its product is annotated as auxin-responsive protein SAUR50-like. Gene Ontology annotation, biological process: response to auxin. Bases 49 to 462 code for a protein of 137 amino acids. The transcript has a single exon. Lineage: Eukaryota; Viridiplantae; Streptophyta; Magnoliopsida; Solanales; Convolvulaceae. The record is from RefSeq and is a predicted model, not a curated record.